AUUAUCUCGUCGUCUUCUUUUUCCAACAGAUUCCAGAGGGGUGACUACCACAUUGACGUCUGUAUCAAUGACUACCUGGAUGUUUUCUGCCCUCACUAUGAGGACUCCGUCCCAGAAGAUAAAACUGAGCGCUAUAUCCUCUACAUGGUGAACUUUGAUGGCUACAGUGCCUGCGAUCAUACUUCCAAAGGGUUCAAGAGAUGGGAAUGUAACCGGCCUCACUCUCCAAAUGGACCACUGAAGUUCUCUGAAAAAUUCCAGCUCUUCACUCCCUUUUCUCUAGGAUUUGAAUUCAGGCCAGGCCGAGAAUAUUUCUACAUCUCCUCUGCAAUCCCAGAUAAUGGAAGAAGGUCCUGUCUAAAGCUCAAAGUCUUUGUGAGACCAACAAAUAGCUGUAUGAAAACUAUAGGUGUUCAUGAUCGUGUUUUCGAUGUUAACGACAAAGUAGAAAAUUCAUUAGAACCAGCAGAUGACACCGUACAUGAGUCAGCCGAGCCAUCCCGCGGCGAGAACGCGGCACAGACACCAAGGAUACCCAGCCGCCUUUUGGCAAUCCUACUGUUCCUCCUGGCGAUGCUUUUGACAUUAUAGCACAGUCUCCUCCCGUCACCCAUCACAGAAGACAUCAGGGUCUUGGAACACCAGAGAUCCACCUAACUGCUCAUCCUAAGAAGGGACUUGUUAUUGGUUUUUGGCAGAUGUCAGAUUUUUGUUUUCUUUCUUUCAGCCUGAAUUCUAAGCAACAACUUGGGGCCGUGGGGGGCUAAACUAGUUGCUGCCUCCCUCACCCCACCCUACCCCAUGCCCUUGCCCCUGACUUCUCUCACCCCUUCCAAAUUAAAUGGACUCCAGAUGAAAAUGCCAAAUUGUCGUAGUGACACCAGUGGUUCGUCAGCUCCUGUGCAUUCUCCUCUAAGAGCUCACCUCCGUUAGCUCACUGUGUCAGCGGGAUGUGGACAAGGAAGAAUAGUGGCAGAUGCAGCCAGGGAUGGCUGGGCCCGGGAGGGCUUUCCUCUCCUAUACAAUAUUUAUGCCUUCUCAUUCAGGACUGUAAGAUGAUCGUGCAGGGCAUCAUGUCACCAUGUCAGGUCCAGAGGGGAGGUAUUGAGAAUAGAUAUAAUAUUACACCAUUUCCUCUAGGAGUGUAUAAAUGAACAGGCUUCUAAAAGGUUGAGACACUGGGUUUUCUUAAUAUGACUGUCUUAAAGCAUUCUUGACAGCAAAACUCAUGCUCUUUAAAAAGAAGCCUUUUUUUCUAGGAGGCAGUUGGGUGCAGAACUAUAUGUUUGGUGGGGGUGUGUAUGUGUGAAUGCCUCUAAUUUUUUUGGUGACUGGGCAGUGCACAGCAGAUUUUUUCUUUUUCUUUGAAUACAGAUCACCAUGGUGCUACAACUUUUUUUUUCUUUUUAGAAACUCAAAGAGGCAUUUUUAUGAAUAAAGUGACCUUCCCCAAGGCUGACAAGCCAGGGUUGAUGAGUGCAUAGUGGAAUAGCUUUGGAUGCUCCUCUGGGGGACGAUAUGUACCAAGGAAAGGUUGUCGGUGGCCAGAGGAGAAGUGACUUGGCUGUGCUGGAGCACCAGUGUGCUGUGGCCUUUCCCCAACUCCCACCCUAGUACCCACAUUUUGCUCCACCCUCCACGACCACAGGGGCUCGGACCUAAGUCCCUGUCACCAAGAGAGUCAGCCAGUACUUCUUGGGAGGGCUAAAGGGAAAUUUGGAAAUAAAAUUCCAAAGUUUGGAAUAAAAAAAUUCAAGUGUUGAUUUUAUAUUCUUUCCCUUUCUGACACAGCCUAAAGCGUAGGGGGAACAUGUGUUUAUCUGUGGGAGAUAAACAAGAUGGAGUCCCAAAGACUUUAACAAAAUAUUUUUUUAAAAAUCCACUAGAAUAGAAAAUACAUUAUUUAGAUAUACUUUAUGCUGAGAGUGAGUAUAUAUGCUUGUCCUAUUUAAACUUGUGAGAAAAAGUGGUAUCCCUUGAUACAUUUAGAAAUAUGGGGGGGCUAUCUUGUUUUGUUGUGGGGGUGGGGCAGGAGGAGGAUAAGUGCACGAUGGCCCUGUUUAAGGAAUCUUAGCAUGGCCAACAGGGGACUAUCCAGUUGAUUACCAGAAAAUGCAAGACUUGGGGUUUCUACUGGAGGGGCUGUCUCAAACUUUAAACUCCAAAGCCUAGACAGGGAAAAGUGUCAGACCAAUGGGAAAAAUAUUUAGCCUUUUUUUUUAGCUAUUGCACAACAUGUCAAUAGAAACCAUGCCUUUCAAAAUAAAAUAAAAAAUAAAAUGGGAUAAUCAUGUAAAAUGUGAAAAUUUGAAAGCAUUCCAGCAAAAGAAGGAUUUUUUUAUAUAUUUGUUUUUUAAGAUGUAUAUGUUAAAAAAGGGGGGGGGAGUCAUAUUAUAGAUAGACUUCAUGAAUGGGAAUUUGCUUAGAAUUGUGAGUAGUUCUGAUUUAGAAAAAUAUGUGAAUGAAAGGCAGCUGUAAAUGUACUGUGCCCUGGGGAGUUGUACACAUGUUGAAAUGUAACCUGGGCUUACCUUACCCAUGGGAGUGGAUAUCACUGCUGAGUCUGUGCUCACCUGGGACCGAGUGAAUGGGGUUGCCAGCCUCACAGAUACAAUCAGUGCUCUUCCUCUCUGACAUUGGGAACUUCUCUGGAGAGGCAGGGUUUUAUCACAGAAGGCAGCCACCAUUUCAUUGAAACAAAAGUUCACAGCAUUUGAUUCCUUUUUUCUUUAUUUAUAUGCUCAGUACUCUCAAUAAUAUCCAGAAAUACUUCUUUAUAUUAAUAGUUACAGGCUUGUUGGUCCCGUGGAAUUUAGGUAGGGGGAAAAAGAUACCUUCUAAAAUGGAUCGAUAGUCAGAACCAAAACAAUACACUGCAUGUUCUAUAACCACAAGGAAAUCAGAUGAUGUUGAAAUGGUUCCAGUUAGUCAUAAUUACAUUAGCAGUGCUAAUUUAAUUUUAGAAAUGGUGACUUCUGUGGUUUUUCUAGCAUUUGUCUCUAACAAAUAAUGAAAUUAUUACUCAUGGCCCUCUCUGCCAUUGUCUUUCAUUUUUCCACUAUGAAAUUAGACCCCUUUACUUCACCAUUGUGCCACUACAAAUUAAGUUUAAAAACAAAAAAUAGACUUUCCACGCCAGUAGACAGUUGCUUCUCUACUAUAAGUGACGUAAUCAUAGCUAACGCACUUGCCAUGGAGUUCUCAAGAACAUGAUUAGUGUCAGACAGUUUUCAUCUUGUCCAAAAAGUGCUGGUGGCCUUUUGUGGUGGUGUUAUAAUCCUCUGGGGGAUUAGGAGGAUGUCGAUGCAACUUUGUAGCAGCUUUUAAUUUAAAAAACAAUUCACAAGUCUGAAGGGCAGCCACAGCCGCCCCUCACCCCAGUUAGUCAAACCCCAGCGACCUUUGCCCCUGGUUGCCAAGGGCUUUGCAACAUGAAGCAGGGAAAUAAGGAUCUGUCUGUUUAGUGGAUACCGUGUAUCCUUUAAUAGACCAGGUAACAGUUGUGUUAGUUUAGAUUCUUGUUUUGUACUGUACUUUCUUGGGUGGCAGAGGAAAGAAAAGUAAAAAAUUAAAAAACAAAAAAAAUGCGUUCUUUAAAUUCUGUAUUAUUAGCAACCUCUGUUGUAUAUAGUGUUUGAUAAUAAAGUAUUAAUUUGAUUCUUAUGUCUUUUGUAAGUGAGAACAAUAGAUCUUCAGGAUACAAAACAUGCAUUGAGGCUUUGAAACAUCCGGUGUGUACGUGGCUAAGAAAAUAGUCACAAAUGGCUGAGACACUGCUCCAUACAGGACUCAUGUGUGGUCACCACCCACUCUAUCUUAAGACUCCAUCAUCUUGGGACCUGGGACAACAUGACUUUUUUGAUCAAUAUUUUGUCCUCAAUGUUUUCAAGGUCUGAUGUUGGAGCCCUGGAGUCGUCCCUUCCGCCCCACGGCCAGCAUGUUGGUUUGAAAAGGUUUAGGGAAUUUAGUAAUGGUUCUGUAGUAAGGUUUGGUUUGGUUUGGUUUUCUGUUAGUGGUUGUUUUCAUGAACUGUUUCAUUUCCCCCCAGGAAGAGUCUUCUCAGUAUCGUGUUCAGCUCACGCAUGGGAAUGGUUGCAAACCAGUCUGUUUAGGGAAGUUAUGUGGGGGCUGUCUCUCUCUCUCUGUGUCGUUGUGAAAGGAAGAGUCACACGGUACCUGUGGGUUUUCAGGGACUCUGUUUUUCUCCGGUGCCUUAGCAACGGCAGCAGCCCUUUCUAUUAAUUUCAAAAAAAAAAAAUAUGAGAAAAACGGUUUUGAACUCCCCUUCCAUUCAUUGUUCUCAGAGUUGUGGUCACUAGCUUUUCUUCUGAAAACCACCUCUACCAACACCCCGUUUGCCUACACCCCUUUACUUUUCAUGUUUAUUAUUUUGUCUCUCGCUUUCCUCCCUUGUUUUAUUUUCCCUCAGAGCCGUGAAUGGGCAGGUCUGUCUCUGGUUUGGCAUCACUGAGUUUUUCCCAUGCCUUUGCCCCAGAGCUGCUCGGGUGUGAGACAAAUCUCCCUACAAUGGGCUCGCUCCCAUUGUUCCUACAGUUUAAUAGAUGCUGGCAUGUUGGAGGUUACCCAUGAGUCAAAAUCCGCUUUCCAUGCUUACUCUUGACACCCCAUUCAAGCCACUCAUUGUGUGUGCGUCUGGGUGUGAAGUCCAGCUCCGUGUGGUCCUGUGCUUGUACUGCCCUGCUUUGCAGUCCCCUUGCACUUACUCAUCGAGUGCUGUUUUGAAAUGCUGACAUAAUAUAAACGUAAAAGAAAAUGUAAAAAAAAAAGAACCCCACACACAAACAAACCCAUACGAUCUGUAUUUGUAUAUACACGUGUCCGUACAAGUAUACCUAAAUAAAAAUUAAAGAUUUUCAUCAUUUUAA
This is a messenger RNA of Galeopterus variegatus (Sunda flying lemur), 4886 nucleotides long. RefSeq names its product ephrin-A5 (gene EFNA5). Lineage: Eukaryota; Metazoa; Chordata; Mammalia; Dermoptera; Cynocephalidae. Gene Ontology annotation, molecular function: ephrin receptor binding. Gene Ontology annotation, biological process: ephrin receptor signaling pathway; regulation of actin cytoskeleton organization; axon guidance. The record is from RefSeq and is a predicted model, not a curated record. Gene Ontology annotation, cellular component: plasma membrane; external side of plasma membrane. The annotation marks the transcript as partial. The transcript is spliced from 4 exons.